CUACAGCAUCUUAAGAAUCCCGUGAGCGGCUAUAGACAUGAAGACUCCCGAUAACACCAAGAUCUGGACGCCUUCCUGGAAAUUCCUGAUUAUUACUGUCCUCCUAGGAGCCAAUAUUGUUCUCAUCCGUAUUAUCGAAGCACUUGCUAAGCACUCUGAAAUUCUGCAUGAGCUCUGUAUGAACAGCAGUAACAUGCCCGGAGUUUGUCAGCGCCUUUAUAACCACCAUCCAACAAAACAAAGUAUCACUGAAUGUAAAGAACUACGUCAGGAGCUCUGUGUGAACAACGCUGACAGUGCUUCAGGUUGUCUUCUGUGUCCUAAUGGUUGGAUUCUACAUGGAGACGACUGUUAUUACUACUCAGAUGUAACAGAGAGAACAUGGAACCAGAGCCGGGAUCAGUGUGAGAAGAUGGGAGCUGAUCUACUGGUCAUAAAGAACCAGGAACAGCAGGAGUUUAUACGGAGAGAUCUCAGACAGCGGAGAGAGGACACAUACUGGAUAGGACUUCACCAUGAUGGAGACGGCUGGAGAUGGGUGGAUGGAGAACAUUAUAACAGCGGCUUGAUCCAGAUACAAUCAUAUUCAUCAGGACGCUGUGUAUCAAUGACUGAUUCUGGUUAUUAUCAGGAGAACUGCAGAUCUCCUAACAGAUGGAUCUGUCUGAAGAAAGCCGUGAGGAUCUGACCUUUAUGUAAUGUACAUGAAGCUGAAUAAAGUUAUAAAAACGUUCCAUUAGAUCUGUG
This is a messenger RNA of Bufo gargarizans (Asiatic toad), 747 nucleotides long. Its product is annotated as killer cell lectin-like receptor subfamily B member 1B allele B. Bases 38 to 688 code for a protein of 216 amino acids. The transcript has 7 exons. NCBI's taxonomy places the organism in Eukaryota, Metazoa, Chordata, Amphibia, Anura, Bufonidae. The record is from RefSeq and is a predicted model, not a curated record.